Molecule: messenger RNA, 1764 nt
Organism: Sceloporus undulatus (fence lizard)
Lineage: Eukaryota; Metazoa; Chordata; Lepidosauria; Squamata; Phrynosomatidae
Gene: CNIH3
Product: cornichon family AMPA receptor auxiliary protein 3
Exons: 8
Coding region: 1-741 (246 amino acids)
Biological process (GO): vesicle-mediated transport; regulation of AMPA receptor activity
Cellular component (GO): dendrite; synapse
Source: RefSeq, a predicted model, not a curated record
AUGGACUAUUUCUGCCCUGCCACCAUUCUACGCUGGCUCUCAGUUGUCCUUUACUGUGGAUGCUUGCCUUCAAGUCGUUUCUUGAAUCUUGCCCGGAAGGGGUCCUCCUGGGGUGGCCAUAAAGGGGGCGAGGACUUGAAGGCGGCACCCAACGACGACGCCGAGAAGGGAGGAGGAGGAGGGGAACAAAAGGGGGUCCCUCUUUCCUGCCUGGAACCUGGUCAAGAGGCUGCCUCUUCCACUAGACUUUUUCCACCAUGGCCUUCACGUUUGCCGCUUCUGCUACAUGCUCUCCUUGGUGCUGUGGGCGCAGCCCUCAUCUUCUUUGCUAUCUGGCACAUAAUUGCCUUUGAUGAAUUAAAGACAGACUUCAAGAGUCCCAUAGACCAGUGUAACCCUGCACAUGCGAGAGAGCGGCUGAGGAAUAUUGAGAGAAUUUGCUUUCUUCUGAGAAAGCUAGUAUUGCCAGAAUAUUCAAUCCACAGCCUUUUCUGUAUAAUGUUUCUAUGUGCUCAAGAAUGGCUGACCCUUGGCUUGAAUAUUCCUCUGCUUUUCUAUCACUUUUGGAGGUAUUUCCACUGUCCAGCAGACAGCACAGAGGUAGCAUACGAUCCACCAGCAGUAAUGAAUGCAGAUACCUUGGUCUACUGCCAAAGAGAGGCUUGGUGUAAACUAGCUUUCUAUCUCCUGUCAUUCUUCUAUUAUCUUUACUGCAUGAUCUACGCCUUAGUGAGUUCCUAAUUCAAAGAUGCUACUAAAAGCUGGAAACAACAAAGGGUACAGAAUAAAGACAAGGCAGCCUACAGUGAUGCUUGAUGCAUAAAGCGCCACAAAGAGAUGGAAGCUUUGAAUCCAACCUCCAUGUAGGAUGUAAAAGAAAAGAAAAGAGAAAAGAAAAGCCUUCUUUAGGGAAAAGAGUUGACUGCAGAAGUGUAAAAACUUGAAGUGAUACGAAGCUGAUCAAACUGAUUUUCUCUGUUACUUCUCAGUGUUUUGUGGUUUUUGGAUUCAUGAUUUCCCAACAUAAACAAAACAAGUAUGUAUUUAUAAAGUUAAAAGUAGUUACUUUUGAAGAGAGUUUCAUCCACACAUGAUGGAAGAGAAAUUCUGUCACAUUAAUUUUAUCACAAGAGGUUUACAAGAUUUACAGUGAGGAAGAUGGUUUCUUUACCCUUUCUUUUUACAAUGGGACUGUAAAGCAAGACGGUUCCCGACAGUAACUGCAGAUAAGAUGGAGACUUUGCCCAAAAAUCUUGUUUUCAGAGUCGAAUUGCUGGUUGGAGAAAAGCAAGGAAAACAUGACUAGUUGUGAUGAAGAAGAGAGAUGUUUUGUCAGAACACAAGACAGAAAUACAUUCAGAGUAUAUACCCUGUCAUUCUGAGCUGCAGAUCUUUUGUAUGGUUGGCUCUUCAGUGGUUUCUAUGAGCAUGUUUCAGAAAUGCUGAAUCUGUUUACACACAGUGCAGUAAAAUAGUACUAGUGCAUUAUGUAUGAUGACACAAUUAUUUCAAGAAUUCAGUAGUAUAUUCCUCCUACUGGAGAAAAUAUAUGCUACUUACACACAUGAAGAUGUGACAGAACACUCCAAACAACCCAAAAUACAAAUUGUAAAGGACCACAUUACUUUAGUCUGCAGUCUUGUCACGUGGCUUCAGUUGUGUGGUCCCUCUGAAUCUAAAAUUAAUGGGGCUGUUCAGUUUUUUCCUCAUACCAAAUGCAUGUUGUAAAGAAUAGAAAUAAAUGGUCAUUUCCUUUUUUUUCUA